Hemibagrus wyckioides is the source of this 1149-nucleotide messenger RNA. It is a transcript of the gene batf3, whose product is annotated as basic leucine zipper transcription factor, ATF-like 3. Gene Ontology annotation, molecular function: DNA-binding transcription factor activity, RNA polymerase II-specific; RNA polymerase II cis-regulatory region sequence-specific DNA binding. The transcript is spliced from 3 exons. Gene Ontology annotation, biological process: regulation of transcription by RNA polymerase II. Lineage: Eukaryota; Metazoa; Chordata; Actinopteri; Siluriformes; Bagridae. The record is from RefSeq and is a predicted model, not a curated record. Bases 147 to 602 code for a protein of 151 amino acids. Gene Ontology annotation, cellular component: nucleus.
UGCGUGAGAGAGAGAGAGAGAGAAAGGCGGAAGCAGCAAGUCCUGCAGCUAUAACUGAGCGCACCACGUGACUUAUAAGAAAGUAAAGUGAUGAGGUUUACCAUAACGACUGCUCGAUUUAGCAAACCGUUCCUCAUGUUUCGGUGAUGAAAGCGUCGCAGUUUCGCCGCCUCAUGUGUACAGCUCGCGCCUCGUGUGUCCUGUAUGCUGCACCCCACGUGCCUCCACCGGCCAUGUCUCUACACACCGCUCCAGAGUGCUGCGAGUCACCUGGACUGCAUCUGUACCGGAGAAGCCUGAGCGAAGAUGAUAGUCAGAGAAGGCUAAAGAGACGAGAGAAGAACCGUGUGGCUGCACAGAGGAGCCGCAAACGUCAGACACAGAGAGCAGACGAGCUGCACGAGGAUUUGAGUGAAUGUGUCUCCUUCCAGGCUUACGAGUGCUUGGAGCAGCAAAACAGUCUGCUGAAGAAGGAGGUCCAGCUGCUCCUUGAGGAACAGAGAUGCCUGGCAGAUGCUCUCAAACUCCACGAGCCUCUGUGUCCAGUCCUAAAUAGCAGUGUUCUCCCAGGAGCGAGACCCAGUGACGGACUUCCUCCCUGAGAAUCUGUAGCAGACAGACUCGUGCGGUCAUGCGGGUAUACCUUCGUCAACACCUUCAUCAUCUUCAAGCUGGUUUCAUCUCCGAUUUCUUUCUAGCAGUGUUCACUUUCUGUCAAAUCAGGGUUUGGUCUUCAGUUUGAUUUCAUUUCCAGCCCACAGGAAAUUAUGUUAUUCUGUAUUUCUAACAUGUGAAAUGAACUUUAGAUCUCCAUUCUGUCAGACCGCUUUAACCACCAGAUGUGUGUCUGGUUCACCGCCAUGCAGUGAGGAGGAGUGAGAGUCAACACUUCUGCUUUAGAGACACGCUGAUUAACUAAAAAUACCUUCUUUAGGUUUCAGGAUUAGUUUUUUUUGUAUUAUGAAGCUGAAUUUAGAUGAUCUGUUCUUGUUCCAUGUCAGUGUUUCUUCUUAUUGUUGUGUGUCUGUGUUUGUGUCUGUAUGAUGUACAGAAAACAUGAAUGUAAUGUAAUGUAAAGAAUCAGAUGAUCAGAGAGAAGAAGCAGACAAACUGCAGAGAAAUGUGAAUAAAAUUAAUUUAAUAAAGAAA